Molecule: messenger RNA, 681 nt
Organism: Lycium barbarum (goji berry)
Lineage: Eukaryota; Viridiplantae; Streptophyta; Magnoliopsida; Solanales; Solanaceae
Product: LYR motif-containing protein At3g19508
Exons: 2
Coding region: 211-471 (86 amino acids)
Source: RefSeq, a predicted model, not a curated record
AGUGCUAUAUUAAUUCUAAACAAAUGGCAUAAAACAAGCUUAAUCCCUAACCCGACGGUUCAACAAUUACCCGGCACUAAAUCCGGACCCGACCCAUAUGCUUACUUUCACAAGACACAGAAAAACGUAUGAAAACCUGCAGAACAUUGGAUUUUUCUAAACACUGUUGCGUUAUAUCAUUUCGGACUUGACAAUUGUAAUCAGUGAUUAAUGAUUCAAGAAAUGCAGAAAGCUAUAGGUGCUUACAGGGAAGUGUUGAGGCUAGUUAGGCGACUUCCGAAAGACACAAGGGGUUAUUACGCUAAAUACGCUCGAGAAAACUUCGUCAAUUAUAGAGAAAUCGACUCAAAUGAUCCACAUGCUGUCCAAGAACUCCUUCAACGAACUUAUAACCAUUCCAUUUGGGUCCUUAAAAAGUAUUCGGUGGACCAAUCUGCAGCUGAUCGCUUGAAGAGUAUAUGGUCUGCGUGAUGGUUCGUUUUGCCUACCAACUGUUUGUUAUUUUUCCGCAAAGAGCUUUUCUUUUGUUUGUUUCUCUUUCUUUCUUCCUUGUACUUUAAUUUUGCAAUAAACACUUGGUAUACCGUUUUCGGAUACUUCAGAGUUCCGAAUCUUUGUUCCUGUUUAUUCGUGGUUUAUCAGUUCGGGCUAUUUGAGGAGCGAACUUACUGCUUUUUGAUC